AAUGUCAUCAACAAAGACAAUAAUGGAAACUAUAUACCUAAUUCUCUCUCUCUUCUUCUUCUUCAUCUUCCUAUCUCUCAAACUCUUGUUCGGACCACGGCCGCGUAAACUAAACCUACCGCCGAGUCCGAGUCGACCAUUUCCGAUCAUCGGACACCUCCACCUUCUAAAGCUACCACUCCACCGUAGAUUUCUCUCUCUCUCAGAAUCUUUAAACAACGCCAAGAUUUUCUCUCUCAGCCUCGGCUCUCGUCUAGUUUUUGUUGUUUCUUCUCACGCCGUCGCGGAAGAAUGUUUCACUAAGAACGACGUCGUGUUAGCUAACCGGCCGGAGUUUCUCGUCGGGAAACAUAUAGGGUACAACUCUACGACCAUGGUUGGUGCGGCUUAUGGAGAUAGUUGGAGGAAUCUUCGACGUAUUGGCACCAUUGAGAUCUUCUCGUCUCUUAGGCUUAAUAGCUUCGUAUCUAUCCGUCAAGAUGAGAUCCGACGGCUCAUAAUUUGUCUAGCGAAAAACUCUCAACAUGGGUUUGUGAAAGUGGAGAUGAAACCAUUGUUUAUGUGUUUAACUAUCAACAACAUCAUUAGAAUGGUGGCCGGAAAAAGAUUCUACGGUGAUGGAACAGAGAACGACAACGAGGCUAAACACGUGAGACAGCUAAUUGCCGAGGUAGUUGUUAGCGGCGGCGCAGGGAACGCAGCAGACUACUUCCCUAUCCUUCGUUACGUAACGAACUAUGAGAAACAUGUUAAGAAGUUAGCAGGUCGUGUUGAUGAGUUUUUGCAAAGUCUAGUUAACGAGAAACGUGUGGAGAAAGUAAAAGGUAACACAAUGAUCGAUCAUUUACUUUCUCUACAAGAAACUCAGCCUGAUUACUACACGGAUGUGAUCAUCAAAGGAAUCAUACUUGUUAUGAUACUUGCCGGGACUGAUACAUCAGCUGGAACGUUAGAAUGGGCGAUGUCGAAUUUGUUGAACCAUCCAGAAGUAUUACGAAAGGCAAAGACCGAAAUCGACGACCAAAUCGGUGUAGACCGGUUAGUAGAGGAACAAGACAUUGUGAAACUUCCUUACCUUCAGCACAUUGUGUCAGAGACUUUACGGCUUUAUCCGGUGGCUCCAAUGCUUUUACCCCACUUAGCAUCAGAAGAUUGUAUAGUUGAUGGCUAUGACGUUCCACGCGGCACAAUCAUCUUGGUGAAUGCAUGGGCCAUCCAUAGAGAUCCAAAGUUAUGGGAAGAGCCAGAAAAAUUUAAGCCGGAGAGGUUUGAGAAAAAAGGAGAGGAUAAAAAGUUGAUGCCAUUUGGGAUUGGACGACGAUCUUGCCCUGGUUCAGGGCUAGCUCAACGGCUAGUGACUUUGGCUCUUGGAUCAUUGGUCCAAUGUUUUGAGUGGGAGAGGGUUGAAGAAAAGUAUCUAGACAUGAGAGAAAGUGAAAAAGGAACCACAAUGCGAAAAGCUACAUCGUUGCAAGCUAUGUGUAAAGCUCGUCCCAUUGUCCAUAAGGUUUUAGAUGCUUCUUGUCCAUAACUUUCAUCAUACAGAACCUCUUGUAUAACAAUUUCGAUAGAAACACGAUCUGUUUUGUUGCUUCUU
This is a messenger RNA of Arabidopsis thaliana (thale cress), 1597 nucleotides long. It is a transcript of the gene CYP81D11, whose product is annotated as Cytochrome P450 superfamily protein. Gene Ontology annotation, cellular component: membrane. Lineage: Eukaryota; Viridiplantae; Streptophyta; Magnoliopsida; Brassicales; Brassicaceae. The coding region runs from base 2 to 1531 and encodes 509 amino acids. The transcript has 3 exons. Gene Ontology annotation, molecular function: heme binding; monooxygenase activity; iron ion binding. The record is from RefSeq and is marked reviewed.